AUGGAUUUGGAAGUGGCUGCUGCACCAUUUGCUCCACCUUCUAGGGAUUUGGCCAAAUGUUGCAAUUGUGGAUGUAGUAGCUGUUCUACAGGCUCUUCCUCCUCUGGGCCCUGGAUAAAAUCUGUGAAGAGGAAAUAUGAUGAAUUUGAGGGGAAGCCUUUUGUUAUACCGGGUCUCGACCUCAUUUCAAAUCCACGGAUCCAAAUUGAGAAUGAAAUUGUUGCCCUGAGAGAGAGCGUCAGUAGCCAACAGCAGGCAAUCCAGGAUUUAUAUGCUGAACUGGAAGAGGAGAGAAAUGCUGCUUCCUCAGCUGCAAAUGAGGCCAUGUCUAUGAUUUUGAGGUUGCAGAGGGAAAAGGCCGAGGUCCAGAUGGAGGCAAGACAGUUCAAGCGUUUUGCAGAGGAGAAGAUGGCCCAUGAUCAGGAAGAGCUUGCGUCAUUGGAAGAUGUGUUGUACAAGAAAGAGCAGGCUAUUCAAUCUCUUACCUGCGAAGUGCAAGCCUACAAGCAUAGGAUGUUGAGUUAUGGGCUUACAGAGUCUGAGGUAGAAGGUGGGUUUAGCCGGAACCAGAGUAUGUCUGAUAAUAUGGGCUCGCAGUUUGAUUUCCCAGAAUAUGAUUACCCGCCACUGAAGUGCAAUAUGAAUGAGAACCAAGCUGCUGCUGAGGCUGAUGAAGAAGAAGUUGUGGAUGUUGAGAAAUAUGCAUUUGGCGAGACUCCUCGUUAUGGGGAAGUCCCUUGUCAUAACGAUACUCCUCGCGGUAACGAUCAUUUGAAGAAUCUGGAAUAUAGAAUCUACCAGAUGGAGAGGUCUCCUAGGAGCAGUCAAUUGGAUGCUGAUGUUUCUGGUGGGAAUGGGAAACAUAUUUUGGAGAAGGUGAUAGUUGGUCAGUCUCCAAGGAAGACAAGGCAUAAUCGGAUUCUUUCUGUUGAGAGCUCGGGUUCAUUGAGAGGGGGGGCGAGAGAAACAGCUACAGAAUCACCUUCAUACAAGUUCCCUAAUAGCUUUAAGAAAGCAGAUUAUGUUACUCAUCCGGAAGAACACAAGUUUCAAAGGAAGGCAGAUUAUAAUGCCUCAGAAUUUGAAGACGAGAUGGAUGACAGAGUUUAUACCAUUGAUUCUGUGCACAAUGGGGUAAAUGAUCAUAAAGAGGAUUAUGUUUCAAGCCCAAGAACAGAAAUGUUUGAUCAGCCUGACCUGAGUGAUCCUGAUAUAAAGAAACUAUACACAAGGCUCCAUGCACUUGAGGCUGACAGGGAAUCAAUGAGGCAGGCAAUUAUCUCAAUGCGUACUGACAAAGCACAAUUGGUACUACUGAAAGAAAUUGCCCAGCAGUUGUGCAAGGACAUGACACCUGAGCGUAGAGUACCGGUGAAGAAGCCCUCUAUUGCAGGAGCCCUUAAAUUCAUAUCUGUUGUCAAGUGGGUUACAUCCUUCGCCUUCUGGAGGAAGAGAGCUCGCCAAAGCAGCAGGUAUGAAUCUUCAGGGUCAGAUUUCAGCAUUGGGAGACAAGGAGAGAUUAGGCGAAGUCUGAAAGUCGGAACCAAGCGGGUGUCCAUCAGCAGUAUCAACAGGAAUACAGUUAGGAUGUUCAAACUGCAGGUGGAAGACAGCAGAAGGGGAUGGUUUGUCUUAUUAGACGAAAGUCAAAUCAUAUGGUUCCAAGGGACUCUUCAAACGGCGGCUAUGAGGGAUUGGAACUUUCCCUCCCACUGUGUCAAGAAGAGUGGUGCUCGCUCCAUCCAUAUCGGGAAGUUCAACAGCCACCGUGGAGAGUUCUUACAGAUCUCUGAACAAACGAGCACGGGCAAAGUCUUCAAAGUCAUCAUCCCGACCUCGGGUAACAAUCCCGGAUGGGCUAAGACGAUUCAUCUCCUUCAAGGAUUCUACAAAGCCGAACUACGCGCUCGUACUCACCACGUCCAAAUUGCAGAAUAUAUCCCGUCCGAAAGUGCCACACAGCCUGAUCGUCAUAUACAUUCUUACGCAGAUGCAGUCAAAUAUGGGGGCUUUUACGGAGGAGGAAAAUGCACCAUAAGAACCAAUCAUCAAGGAAGCUAUAUCGAUGUUGACAGUGAAGGGAUCAAGGAGAGGACCGACAUUCUUGACAGAAGCUUACUCAUCUCGUUCGAAACCAGUAGCAACAUCUUCUUCAGCAAAUGUCUGGUGCCUGAAUUUUGGAAAUGGGCCACAAAAGCCUGGGCUAUCGACGACAACUUUGCUCUUGAAGAUCGCUCUAACGGCAGCUGGCUGCUCAUCUGUCCGUCCAUCGCCGAUGCUUUGCGAAUUCGGAAAAUUGAGAGGUCGCAGUUCAGGGAUUUCACAAUCACAGUGAGUAGCUGGGAUGCCUUUGACACUCAUCCAUUGGAGUCAAUUGGAUGGAUUCUAGCCUUCAAUAUCCCGCUUCACCUCAAAAGCAUCGAUUUACUCAAAACUAUUGGCAAUUUCUGCGGAGGUUUCGUUGAUCUUGACUGGGAUUCUUGGUCUCUACCCUACACUCGUAUCAGAAUCAAGAAGAAUCCAAAUAUACCAGAGUUUAUUCCUAUUCGUCGCGGGACAAAUGUUUACCAUGUCAGAAUUCUCGUCCCCCCGUCGGAAAAAGAAGUCCCGCCGGAAGUUCCCUCUCGUCGGCGUCAGGGGCAGGAGAUCAAUAGACGUCCCUCGAUUUCUGCACCUUCCUUACCCGCAUGCAGCAACCGCCCACAACGGACGUGGCUCCCGAAUUCCAACAUGUUGGGUAGCCAAAACGUCUUGGUGAAUCAUGAAGCUUCUAGCGGGCCCUUCUCCCCUAACAGGAAAGAUGGACCCAAACGCAUUUGGGUACGUAAAGCUAGGCCCAUAAACUGGCCUGCCUCUGCUCUUCUCGUUUCUCAGCCCAAACCUCCAACCCUCUCCUCAUCUGUAUCCCUCUAUUCCAACCCGCCUGACCGCCAACUUCUACCUGUCCCUCGGCCUCUCUCGAUGUCGACCAAACCAACCUCUGUCCUUCCUUACUCAGUCCUCCUCAACUUCAUUUCUUCCCUCUUCCCCCUCCCUCGUUCAAUCAACACCCUUUUAAUCACCACCACACCUAUCCCUCACCGUAACUUUAACCAAAUUCUCACCUUAUCCGAUCCUCCCAGUUGCUUCUCCUUUUCCUUAUUUACUGAGCGCCGUAACCCCACUCUACCUCCCACCAUCCUAUCUCAAGCCUCCACCACCCCUCUCGCCCUCACUCCUCCACCUUCCGACCCAAUUAGCUGCACUCAGUCCGAAGUAUCCUGGGUUCCUGAAACCCCUCAAGGCUCUCCGACCUCCCCGUCCUUCAAACCUCUUUCCAGUGGGUCUUUGUCCAAGAGCAGUGAGUAUGAAUUGCAUUCCUCAGAAUUGGGUUGUGAGGAGUCUACCGCCGACCCCGAUACCCCCGUGCAGGACCUAUCUGGGUCCAAUGUCGGUGAUAUCGAAGAGAUGGACUUAUUGAGCGAAAGUAGAGCUCUUUCUGACGAUGAGAGAAGCAGAAGAUAUGAGCUGGAAAUCGAGCUUAAGAAUGCUCUGAUUAUGCAGGAAAUAUGCUGGAGACAGAAAUCCCGGGAACUAUGGCUUAAGUUCGGUGAUCAAAACUCUGGCUAUUUCCACAAAAUGGCCAACUUCAAGAGGAAAAUGAAUUUCAUCAGCAGGAUAUCCAUCAGAGGUGUUGUUUAUGAAGAUGGUAUUUCCAAAGAAUACAGCCUCUUUUGGAACUAUGCUUUUAUUGAACCUGGCAGCUGGCAUGGUACAUCCUUUUGGUAUGACUGUUGGGCUCCGGGCGUCAUCCUCGCCAACAUCUUUCCUCGUGUCGCUGCUGCUGCUUCUGACCCUAAGGCUUCUAUCGCUGACUUAGUCGACAUCUCUCGUGUCUCAGUGAUUCAGCGUUCCCGGGCGAUCCUUCCUUCCCUGGCGGCGCCGUCUGGAAAAGCACAAUCCCUUCCAAGAUUUGCUUCUUUAUGUGGACCAUAUUUCAUAACAGAAUCCUGA
This is a messenger RNA of Linum tenue, 3993 nucleotides long. Lineage: Eukaryota; Viridiplantae; Streptophyta; Magnoliopsida; Malpighiales; Linaceae. The record is from the annotation of a GenBank genome assembly.